This is a messenger RNA of Suillus bovinus, 808 nucleotides long. RefSeq lists its product as uncharacterized. Gene Ontology annotation, biological process: mycotoxin biosynthetic process. The record is from RefSeq and is a predicted model, not a curated record. Lineage: Eukaryota; Fungi; Basidiomycota; Agaricomycetes; Boletales; Suillaceae. Bases 108 to 674 code for a protein of 188 amino acids. The transcript is spliced from 2 exons.
CUCUGAUUCGAUCUCCCAGGGAAUCGUAACGUACCGCCACAUGGUACUAGUACGUGUAGUAAGCGCCAAAAUGAUGUUACUGCGAUUCCGAGUCCCUGCAGCUGCUAAUGAUGAGCUCGAGACGACUUGUCUUUGCUUUUAAAGUGAUACUCGCCACAGUCGUAGGCGUCGGCCUUGGCAAUCUUAUUAUACGAGGACCUUGGUCGUCCGACAACAGGUCUUUCAAAGGAAUUGCUCUCAGUCAUGAUCUAUCCCUUCAAAUAGAUUUCGGAGAUCCAGUAUGGAUGCGAAUAGAUCAAACAGCACACUACAGCGCCCACACAGACGAAGGCGGAGAAGAGUACGCAAAGCUCAUUCCGCGCGGAGGACACACCGUCCAGAUCAAAGAUGCAGAGACGGGCGAAAACCGCGUUUACACGGUGACGCUCUUUCACCAGCUCAAAUGCUUGGGAAUUAUUCGGGAUGAUUAUGCGGAGAAGCGUCCACCGUCGUCGAUCGCACGUCAUUGCAUGAAUUAUCUUCGUCAGUCGAUUUCGUGUCGACCUAAUAUCAGGAUUGAGCCGACUGUGAAUAACCUUGGGACCGCUGUUAGGGGGUAUGAGACUGUUUGUCGUGAUUGGACAAAACUUUAUGAGGAGGUGGAUAAACUGCAUGGAUUGGCUUCGGAUGCGUAGGUGAUUUGAACGGAUACCUGCACAGAUUGUUACCUAUAACUAUACAGUGCGUGGGUUUACUUACACGCAAUAGGUUGUACUUUGUACUUGCAUACACAAAACGAGAUGUAUCUGCACGAUGUGUGGGCUCACGG